This is a messenger RNA of Kwoniella shivajii, 1494 nucleotides long. RefSeq lists its product as uncharacterized. The transcript has 17 exons. Gene Ontology annotation, biological process: L-cysteine transport; transmembrane transport. The record is from RefSeq and is a predicted model, not a curated record. The coding region runs from base 1 to 1494 and encodes 497 amino acids. Gene Ontology annotation, cellular component: membrane. Gene Ontology annotation, molecular function: L-cysteine transmembrane transporter activity. NCBI's taxonomy places the organism in Eukaryota, Fungi, Basidiomycota, Tremellomycetes, Tremellales, Cryptococcaceae.
AUGUCUGCUAGGAUAGAAGAUAAAGCUGAGAUUCAACAUGUUGAUCGAGUUAUCCACACUCACGACGAUAUCGUAGAUCAAGAGAAACAAGAUGUACAUAAUGGAAAGAUUGAUGCGGAAACUGCUAAAUACCUUGAUCCAACUUUGGUGAUUGAUGAUGAACUUAAUACGAAGAUUAAGCGAAUGGUCGAUAGACGAAUUUUACCGUUCUUGAUUUUGAUCUAUUUCUGUCAGACGUUCGACAAAGCUACUCUCGCAUUUUCUUCUAUCAUGGGUCUUCGAGAGGACACUCAUCUCGUAGGCCAGCAGUAUAGUACUUUGGGAACGAUUCUCUAUGCUGGUUAUCUCAUUGGAGAAGUCCCGGUCAAUCGAAUUAUCCAAAAAGUCCGCUUGGGUAAAUUCAUGGGUGGUCUCGUCAUCAUAUGGGGUACGAUCGUAUGUAUGCAUGCUGCAUGUAAGAGCUUUGGAGGUCUCUUAGCCGUUCGUUUCCUUUUGGGAUUAUUUGAAUCCGGUGUUCAACCUGCUCUCAUGACAUUGACUACUAUGUACUAUCGCCGAAAUGAGCAUCCGACGAUCAUCUCAUACUGGUAUGGCCAACAGGGUCUCCAGCUCAUGAUAUCUGGUCUCAUUGCUUUUGGCCUUACCUACGUAAAUCAUCCUGGAAUCUAUACAUGGCAGAUCCUUUUCAUCAUCGUUGGAGGGUUUACCGUCCUGGUCGGAGUAGCAGCUUUGAUUUUCCUUCCUGAUUCUCCAAUGAAAGCGAAGGACUCCAGAUGGAAAUGGGAACAAUUCUGGGAAGCCUUCAGAGAUCCCGCAGUAUGGUGUUAUUGGGUCAUGCAAAUCUCAGGAUUCAUAAUUGUGAAUGGUCUAGCUGUAUUCGCCAAUAUCAUAGUCAAGGGAUUAGGAUUCACUGUUCGACAGACUCAGUUGUUAAAUCUCGCUCAAGGUGGAUUUUCUCUGAUUAUCUUUUUCGGUACUGCAUGGGUAGCAAGAUGGACCAAUCAAACUUUACUCGUUCUUGUUGGAACGAUGUCCAUCGCACUCGCUGGUACUGUGGUACUCUUGACUGUUCCCGUAUCAGCUAAAACCGCACCCGGUUUAUUGCUCGCUUUCUACUUUGCAAACUUCGUUAUUGGUGCUGGGUCUUUGCUAUACAGUGUCGUCACUCGGAAUAUCGCCGGUCAAACUAAGAAAACUUGCGUGACUGCUAUGUUGUUCGUGACUUAUGGUGCUGGAUGUAUCAUCGGUCCACAAGUAUUCCGUGCUAAGGAUGCCCCUCGAUACAAACUCGCUUUUGCAGUCCACAUUGGCUUGUACGCUUUCUUCAUCGUUAUGACUUUGAUCCUCCGAGCGAUCUUCAUGAGGAGGAACCACGUUCGUCGAAGAGAUCACGAAGGUGCCGAGCUUACUGGAGCUGAACAAAUCGAUCACGAUCAAGCUUUCGCCGAUUUAACGGAUCUUGAAAAUAAAAAGGCUUUCAGAUAUGUAUACUAG